AUCGCAGCUGCCUCUAUCGUCCGCGUCACCCACAAAUACGAAGAGACUGGACAACGCUAGCCGCAUUCUUCUUUGGUGAGAGAUUUAGACACAAUUCGGGGCCGAACCAGCGAGCGCUAGUUCGGCCAUUUCGGCCACGCCGAAACCAAGCGAAGACGACUCGCACGCUCUCAUCUCUUCCUCUUCCCGUCACCUCGUUUUCCAUUCAUAGUCUACUCGUGUCGUUAUUGGGACGCUUCUAGAAUAUUUGAGCGGAUCGACAACAACGUUUCAACACUUGUCCUUCUUUCCAAGGACCACCAACGCCCAUGAAACGGGUGCUCCGUCGCUCGGCAUCAAAACACGCGAGCACACUGUUUAAAAUUAUCUGUAUUCUUGUAUUAUGCUCUUUUAUUAUUUACCUGAAGUCUGAAGACCAUGAUUUGCAAAAAAAUACUGCUAUUCACGCUCCACGGUCCAAUUCGCGGGAAGAUGAGGAUGAUAUUUUAAUACCGGCUGAUAAUAAAGAUCAACAAUUUGUUGCAGCUGUACUUGUUUUUUGCGCAACCAGGCCCGAUGCUCUUCGGAAUCAUUUAUCACAAAUUUUAGCCCAACGCCCUUCACACUUUCAAUACCACAUCAUUGUUAGUCAAGAUGGCAAUAAGACCGCCGUCACACAAGUCGCACAAAAGUUUGUCAAAGACUACAAAAACGUGUCACAUAUACAACAUGAGAAGACGGAAAUCAAAAAGCGGAACAACUACCCAGCCAUCUCGGCACAUUACAAAUGGGCCUUGGACAAAGCCUUCAAAGGCUUCCGUUAUGAUCAUGUCAUUGUGACUGAAGACGACCUUGACAUAGGUAACGAUUUCUUUUCCUACUUCCGAUGGGGAAAACAAGUUCUCAACUCUGAUGACACUAUUUGGUGUGUAUCUGCGUGGAAUGACAAUGGAGGAGGACCACUUAUAGAUUCGACGCGAGGCGAUUUAAUUUGGAGGACGGACUUCUUUCCGGGAUUAGGAUGGAUGCUCACAAAAAAACUCUGGAACGAACUUUCGCCCGGAUUUCCUGUUGCGUAUUGGGAUGACUGGAUGCGAAAGCCGGAAGUGCGGAAGAGCAGGUCAUGUAUCCGUCCGGAAAUCAGUAGAACGUCGCAUAACAUGAAGUUAGCUGGAAAAGGGUCUAGUGGAGGUAUGUUCAAAGACUAUCUCAGCAAAAUUAGCGCAUCCAGCGCAAACAUUGACUUCUCUCUUCUCCCUGUCACCCUCGUCCAAAAAUCAAUCUACGACAAGCGCCUUAUAGAACAAAUUGAGAAUGCACGACCCAUAGACCUGCAGAACACUACUGGGAUGGAGAAAACCUACAAUUACAAAAUUGUGUACAAGAACAUUCGAGACUGGCAUAGGCUGGCCGCCCAUUUCAAAUUGAUGACAGACAUUCGAGGAGGAAUGCAGCGAACAGCAUACUAUGGAGUUGUCACUUUGAUGUUCCAGAAUUGCAGAGUGUUUUUGGUACCUGAAUCAACGUACCGAAAUCCAUCACAACUUACUAGUUACGUCUACGAUUCAGAAUGGGACAAACAAAACCGAUUUAUUGAAUUUGAAGCAUAUUACUGCAAAACUAAAAAAUAUGCUGGAAAAUGCGACCCACACAGUCCCGAGAUGAUUGCCUUUUUCAAAAAGAAAGGAUGGAAGAAACGAUUGGAUGAUUGGGGCGAGAUGCUAGUUGUUUAGUGAACAAGACGAGGUACAACUGUCCUGUGACGAUACGGGUGAUUGUAAGCGUUCUUUCGAAAGAACAUUUGUCGGACCUGUUCAGUUAUAUGCGUGCAUGUCAGAUCAAUCAACUCGUCAAACUUGCUGCUGUAACUAUGAUUUUUGCAACGGUUCUUCAAAUAACAAUAGUAUUUAUUUAAUUAUUAUGCUGGCUGUCAUUAUAAUUUAUUCAUUCCAAUGCUCUCUUCAGUUUCCAACUUUUGGGAUUCUUUCCGUUUAGCUUUCGUUUCUCUGAGUUGUUCUACUAUCACGUUAAUAUGUUUAUCUUUGGUCUCCGGUAGAUACAAUAUCAGCAUUAUUAUGCACAAAAUUCCCGGUAUCACAAAGAAAAUGACCAAUGUUAUAGGACCUGAAAUGUUUACUGUUGCUUCAACAUUCUGCUUGUUUUCUUUUCUAGGUUAUCAAAUGAAACAAACCUUACCAAU
Caenorhabditis elegans is the source of this 2179-nucleotide messenger RNA. It is a transcript of the gene gly-12, whose product is annotated as Alpha-1,3-mannosyl-glycoprotein 2-beta-N-acetylglucosaminyltransferase. Gene Ontology annotation, biological process: glycoprotein biosynthetic process. The record is from RefSeq and is marked reviewed. The transcript is spliced from 14 exons. Gene Ontology annotation, molecular function: manganese ion binding; acetylglucosaminyltransferase activity; alpha-1,3-mannosylglycoprotein 2-beta-N-acetylglucosaminyltransferase activity. The coding region runs from base 309 to 1712 and encodes 467 amino acids. NCBI's taxonomy places the organism in Eukaryota, Metazoa, Nematoda, Chromadorea, Rhabditida, Rhabditidae. Gene Ontology annotation, cellular component: Golgi membrane.